UUCCCAUAAUCCUUAGCGGCGCGUGAAAAAUAACCAACUCGGCCCUGUCGUGUCGUAGAAACCAAUUUGUGGAAGGACGACACAAACUCACUUCUUAACUUUGUCCUCGGGAACUCCUUUUCAACCGCCGCCUCGAGCUUUCCGCAGCGGACGCUGUUUUUUUUGACGAAGAACAUUCCAGGUUAUUAAGGUUAACUAAACAAAAGGAAGAUGAGUGGCGGAGGAACGCCAUAUAUCGGUAGCAAGAUUAGCCUCAUCUCCAAGGCCGAGAUUCGCUAUGAGGGAAUCUUGUACACCAUUGACACCGAAAACUCAACAGUAGCGCUUGCGAAAGUUCGCUCUUUUGGCACCGAAGAUAGGCCCACCGAGAGGCCCAUUCCACCUCGAGAUGAAGUGUUUGAGUACAUCAUCUUCCGAGGCAGUGACAUUAAGGACUUGACCGUUUGCGAGCCGCCCAAGGCAACCAGCAGCCUGCCCCAAGACCCAGCCAUCGUCCAAUCGUCUAUUGGAACCACCAGCAAUGCACCGGCGCCAUCGUCUUUCCCAUCUGCUGCCUCGUACAGUACAGGACCCUUCAGGGCCCCGGUGCACUCGUAUGGACAGUUUGGUGUUGCACCCCUCGGAGCUCAGCAGUUUGGGGCUGCCGGAGGACGUACCAGUCCUCAGAUGGACCUUCUCGCGAAGAGUUCCACCCUUGAGAAGGUGGUGAAAGCUCCCGCCUCGGCUGUCCCCGCAGCAUCUGCACCGGUCAGCCAGAGGAGUCACAUGGCAGCACCCCGACUUGUUGCAGCCUCGACUGGCAGCCAGAAGCCUCCCGACCUCCUAGAGCAGAGAAAAGCUCCAGGGCCGCCUAGAAUGACUCAUGUGGAUCAUGAACGACAUGCUAUGGAAAAUCGGGAUCCAAACCGGCGUCAAACCACUGGCCUUCAGCCGAACCGCCGCGGGGUGCGGAACCGAGGAAACCGCAGCCGAGGCAAAAUGAACAUGCGCAGGGACGGCCUGAUGAAGUUCGAGGAGGACUUUGACUUUGAGACGGCCAACGCUCAGUUCCACAAAGACGACAUCGACAAGGAGCUGCAGACCAAACUUAAGCUGAAAGACGACAAGCCUGAAAAGGCGCUAAAUGGCGAAGAACAGGAACAUCCAGCGAGCGAGGCAGCGGCGGCGACGGCGGCGGCUGAAGACGAGGAGGCUGCGAUGAACGCCUACUACGACAAGACAAAGUCCUUCUUCGACAACUUGUCCUGCAACGACUCCAAUAGAUCACACGAAGGAGGAUAUUCAAGAGAUCGAAGGUCAACCUGGGCGGAGGAAAGACGCAUGAACGCAGAGACGUUCGGCAUCCCCAUGAGACACAACCGAGGCCGGGGGGGCUUCCGUAGCCGAGGUUUCAUGGGGCCCCGCGGCGGGCGGGGGUGGCCAUCGAGUCGAGGCUCCUUCGGGCCCCCUCGAGGAGCCCCACCCGGCUUCAGAGGCGGCUACAGAGGACGAGGAGGCCGCGAGUUCUCCGACUACGAAUACGCAAAGGACAACAAGGUGGCGGCGUAGUCUCCCACACUGAAUAGUAGCUCUUCAACAAGGAUUGAUCUCAUUUCAACAAAGGUUUGGUCCCCACAUUUGCCAAGAAGGAAGAAGACUCCGAGUCAGCAAAGUCAUCCUUUCGCCGCCUCCAUUUUUUCCUUCUUCCUUUCAUCAACAGUCAUGGGGGAAAAAAGUCCUUCCGCGCUCCCUUUGUACCGCGUUAUAGAAAGCUUUACUCCUCCUUUUUUUACGGCAUCCUUUUUUUUUGUUCCUGUGGAGGCGGUCCUAAGGAAAUGAAUGCACUUCUUCCACACUGGUGUUGGCUCAACGGACAAAGAAGAAGCAGACCGGCAUCCUCUUAACUAUUUCAUUAUUUUUUCAAGAAUGCUUUAGUAUUUAGUUGGACAACAAGUUAGCAUUUUGUCACUCGUACUUAACCGACAUCAGCAAUUUUCCACUGAGUUCGGAUUGUUUACUGAAGGAUCCCGAAAUUCUGUGAAGAUUGUUUUUUCUUUUUGUUUCUCAUAAGCAAGCCCAAGAAGGGACAAUGACUGGAUAUAUGCUGUCAAGAAUUUUCCCCAGGUUUCUUUUUUUGUGCUUAUGUGUUUCUAUUUAGGGAGUGCCUUCAAUCGGGGAGGGGGUAUUUUUCUACAGCUCUCCCUUUAAUGUAAAACUUUUGGCAAAAGUAUCAAUAUUAAAGCACUAUGAGGUGACAACAGGUUCGGUAUUGUUCAUGAAUGUGCUGCUUGGAAUCAAACUUUGCACAUACAAGCCCAACGCUGCAUGACAUCCUGGGGGGGGGAGAAGUGGGCAUCAGUUAAAUUUUUGAGAAGAUUUGUGUUUUUUCCUAAAAGUUUAUUACCUCCGGAUUAUGGAAAUUGGAAACCAGGAAAUGUUUCUUGAGAUUUCACAGCAAAGUUAAGUUUUUACAUUAAGAAAUAAAGAGUUCAAAUGAAGAAUCA
This is a messenger RNA of Nerophis ophidion (straightnose pipefish), 2483 nucleotides long. Its product is annotated as protein LSM14 homolog A-like. The transcript has 10 exons. The record is from RefSeq and is a predicted model, not a curated record. Gene Ontology annotation, cellular component: P-body. The coding region runs from base 211 to 1548 and encodes 445 amino acids. Gene Ontology annotation, biological process: cytoplasmic stress granule assembly; P-body assembly. Lineage: Eukaryota; Metazoa; Chordata; Actinopteri; Syngnathiformes; Syngnathidae. Gene Ontology annotation, molecular function: mRNA binding.